UCGUGGAAACAAGACGUCUUCCGUCACUUCCUGUUUGGGGCUGCUCGUGGCGGGAGAUUCCAACAUGGCGGUGCAGCCGAAGAAGAACCUGGCGAUGGACAGCGCGGCCGAACACGGCUUCCUGAACUUCUAUUUCUCCAUGCCGGAGAAGCCGGCCACCACUUUCAGAAUAUUCGACCGUAACGACUACUACACCGUCCACGGGAAAGACGCCGUGUUCGCGGCGAAGGAGGUUUUCAAGACCAACGGUGUCAUUAAGCUCUUGGGCUCGGGGAGUCGGACGUUGGAGAGCGUGGUCCUCAGCAAGCUCAACUUCGAGGCGUUUGUGAGAGAUCUGCUGCUGGUGAGGCAAUACCGGGUGGAGGUGUACCGGAACCACGGCAAGAGCAGCAAGGAACUCGACUGGAAGCUGGAGUACAAGGCCUCUCCCGGGAACCUGACCCAGUUUGAGGAGAUUCUCUUUGGCGUUGGAAAUGGAGCAGAAGGCUGCGCGGGUGUCGUGGCCGUCCGCGUCGCCACUGGCGCAGACGGACAGCGCGUGGUGGGCGUGGGCUAUGUGGACGCCGCUCAGAGGACCAUGGGCGUGUGCGAGUUCCCAGACAACGAGAUCUUCUCCAACCUGGAGUCCCUGCUGGUCCAGCUCGGCCCCAAAGAGUGUCUUCUUGCUCAGGGGGGGGACGGCAAUGCCGACGCAAGCAAGCUACGGGAGGUCGUGCAACGUGGUGGCUUGCUGGUUUCAGACAGGAAGCGAGCCGAGUUCAGCAGCAAGGAUGUGGUCCAAGACCUGAACAGGCUCCUGAGAGCCAAAAGAGGAGAGGUGGUAGCCAGCAACACCCUCCCAGAGCUGGAUAAGCAGGUGGCCAUGUCCUGCCUGGCAGCCGUGGUGCGUUAUUUGGAACUGCUGUCCAAUGAGUCCAACUUCAACUCCUUCAGUCUGGCAUCGCUGGACCUGGGUCGGUACCUGAGGCUGGACAAUGCUGCUGUGAGGGCGCUCAACCUCUUCCAGGGGGCACCCAACGACACCAGCGGGGCCCACUCAUUGGCCGCUCUGCUCAACAGGUGUCGCACACCUCAGGGCCAGCGACUGGUCAACCAGUGGAUUAAACAGCCACUCUUGGACAGAACCAAAAUAGAGGAGAGGCUAGACCUGGUGGAGAGUUUUGUGUGCGACUCUGAGCUGAGGCAGACUUGCCAGGAGGACCUGCUGCGGCGCUUCCCUGAUCUCCAUCACCUGGCCAAGAAGUUCCACCGCCACAGCGCCAACCUGCAGGACUGUUACCGCGUGUACCAGGCUGUCAAUCACAUCCCUGCCCUCGUUGCCGCACUGGAAAGAUAUUGGGGGAGCUACCAGGUCCUGUUGGAGGCCGUCUUCAUCUCCCCCCUCCGAGACCUGCAGGGCGACUUCAGCAAGUACCAGGAGAUGAUGGAGACCACGCUGGACAUGAACCAGAUCGAGCACCAUGAGUUCUUGGUGAAGGCGUCGUUCGAUCCCGUCUUGAGCGAGUUGCGACAGAAGAUGGACGCCCUGGAGAAGAACAUGCAGGCUGUGCUGAGCAGCGCCGCCAGAGAGCUAGGUUUGGAUGCGGGCAAGACGGUCAAGUUGGAGUCCAACAGCAUGUUGGGCUUCUACCUGCGUGUCACCUGCAAGGAGGAGAAGAGCCUGAGGAACAAUAAGAAGUUCACUACCCUGGACGUGCAGAAGAACGGCGUGCGCUUCACAGACGGCAAGCUGAGCGCGCUCAACGAGGACUACACCCGCAGCAGGGAGGAGUACGAGGAGGCCCAGAACGCCAUCGUCAAAGAGAUCAUCAACAUCGCCUCAGGCUACGUGGACCCUCUGCGCUCGCUGGGUGAUGCGGUGGCCCUGCUGGACGCCGUGGUCAGCUUCGCCCUGGUGUCCGUCUCGGCCCCCGUGCCCUACGUGCGACCCCGCCUGCUGGCGGAUGACGGCCCCCGCCGCCUGGAGCUGCGGCAGGCGCGCCAUCCCUGCAUGGAGGCGGACGCAGACACCUGCUUCAUUCCCAACGACGUCUCCUUCGUUCAGGGCGAGAAGAGCUUCUUCAUCAUCACAGGACCAAAUAUGGGCGGCAAGUCCACGUUCAUCCGCCAGGUGGGCGUGAUCGCUCUCAUGGCUCAAGUGGGCUGCUUCGUGCCGUGCGAGGAGGCGGAGCUCAGCGUGAUUGACAGCAUCCUGGCCAGGGUGGGGGCGGGGGACAGCCAGGUGAAGGGAGUGUCCACCUUCAUGUCCGAGAUGCUGGAGACCGCCGCCAUCUUGCGCUCGGCCACGGAGAAGUCGCUGGUCAUCAUCGAUGAGCUGGGCCGCGGUACGUCAACGUACGACGGCUUCGGCCUGGCGUGGGCCAUCAGCGAACACGUUGCUGCCAAGAUCGGCUGCUUUUGCCUGUUUGCCACACACUUCCAUGAGCUGACGGCGCUGGCGGCGCAGCAGGCCGCUGUGCGCAACCUGCACGUGACGGCGCUGACGUCCCGCGACACGCUGACCAUGCUGUACCGAGUCAAGCCAGGGGUGUGUGACCAGAGUUUCGGGAUCCACGUGGCCGAGUUGGCGUGCUUCCCGCCGUCAGUGGUUGCCAUGGCCAAGGAGAAGGCGGAGGAGCUGGAGGAGUUUCAGGAUACGUCCGAGCAGCAGCUGGGGGAGCCUGAAGCCAAGAGACGCUGCAGAGACACGCAAGUAGGCGAGAGCUUGAUCCGGGACUUCCUGCACAAAGUCAAGUCUCUUCCUGCCGCCUCCAUGACGGAGGAAGAGGUGAAGGGUGAGCUGAGGAAGAUGAAAGAGGCUCUUCUCGCCGUGAACAACACUUAUGUCACGGAGCUGCUAGCACGCUCUCUUCCUGUCAAAACAUGAUUUUUUUUUUUGGAUUUACUAGUUUGACUUUUCAAUAAAGCAUUAUUUAAAA
Doryrhamphus excisus (bluestripe pipefish) is the source of this 2918-nucleotide messenger RNA. RefSeq names its product mutS homolog 2 (E. coli) (gene msh2). Gene Ontology annotation, cellular component: MutSalpha complex; nucleus. Lineage: Eukaryota; Metazoa; Chordata; Actinopteri; Syngnathiformes; Syngnathidae. The record is from RefSeq and is a predicted model, not a curated record. Gene Ontology annotation, biological process: mitotic recombination; mismatch repair; somatic recombination of immunoglobulin genes involved in immune response. Gene Ontology annotation, molecular function: mismatched DNA binding; ATP-dependent DNA damage sensor activity; ATP binding.